AUGGCCCAAUGCGACCUCUACGACUUGAGCCACUCUGGAAAUGCCUUAUCAUGGAGGGGAGUAAGGAACUCGCACACUAUCCACUCUCGGCUGGACCGAGCCUGCUCAAACAGCUAUUGGGCUGAGCUGUUUCCACUUGCCCACUGCCAUUACGAUCGCUUCGAGGGAUCUGAUCACCGCCCUGUCAUUUCUUUCCUGGAACCUACGAAACACAAGAAACAAGGGAUCUUCAGAUAUGAUAGAAGGAUGCGUAACAAUGAAGAGAUCCGACAGCUCAUCUCAAUUACCUGGAACUCCCACCCUGGUGCCUCCGUCAAAUCGAGAAUAGCCAGAUGCAGAAGGGAAAUAUCAAAGUGGAACCGCGAGCACCAUGCAAAUAACAAGAAAACCAUGGAUGAGAUGCGUGGAAAACUAGAAGAAGCAAUGUCAAAACCUACAAUAAACGACCUGGUGAUCCAUUCCCUGAACCAAAAACUAAGAGAAGCCUACAAAGCAGAAGAGAAAUUUUGGAGACAGAGAAGUAGGCAAACCUGGCUGAGCUUAGGGGAUAAAAAUACAGGAUAUUUCCAUGCAAUCACCAAAGGGAGAAAGACUAUCAACAAGUUUGCUCUUAUCGAAAACACGGAGGGCCACAUAGUCUACGAAGAAGACCAAAUUGCUGCGGUCAUCACUAGCUACUAUACAGACCUCUUCACCACUCAACAAACAGAAAGAGAAGAGAUUGUUGAAAAGUGUCUCUCACCUCGCAUCUCGGAGGAGGAUAACAUCAGACUUAUAGCAGCACCAACACAGCUGGAAGUGAGGAACGCUGCUUUCUCCAUCAAUCCGGACAAAGCACCAGGACCCGACGGAUUCUCUGCUAGUUUUUUCCAGUCAAACUGGAACAUUGUCGGACCAGCAAUCACCGAGGAGAUCCAGAACUUCUUCCUGACUGGCACCCUGCCACGAAACGUCAACCAUACACAUGUCAGGCUCAUCCCUAAGAUAAAGAGUCCAAAAAGUGUAUCCGACUAUCGGCCUAUUGCCUUAUGCAAUGUUUUCUAUAAAAUCAUCUCUAAAAUCUUGACGCAAAGACUCCAGCCUCUACUACACAAGAUCAUCUCCGAAAACCAAUCAGCAUUCAUACCAGGCCGUGCUACUUCAGACAAUGUUCUUAUAACUCACGAGGUCCUACAAUUCUUAAAGACUUUUGAGGCAAAAAAGCACUGCUCAAUGGCGGUCAAGACCGACAUGAGCAAAGCGUACGACAGAGUCGAAUGGGACUUCCUAAGGCUUGUCCAACUGAAACUUGGCUUCCACCCGAAAUGGGUCCAAUGGAUUAAUCAGUGUGUAUCUACAGUAUCUUAUUCCUACCUGAUAAAUGAUAUGGCAAAAGGACUGGUGAUACCAAGUCGAGGCAUCAGACAGGGCGACCCCCUCUCACCAUAUCUAUUCAUUUUAUGUGGAGAAGUCCUAUCUAGCCUAUGUAACCAAGCUCAGGAAAAAGGACACUUACAAGGCAUUCGUGUUGCGAGAACAAGCCCAAGGAUCAACCACCUGCUUUUUGCAGACGACACAAUGUUCUUUAGCAAAACAAACGAUCGUUGUUGCUCAACCCUCUCCAAUAUCCUUCAACAAUAUGAAUUGGUCUCGGGUCAGAAAAUCAAUGUGGAAAAGUCCUCCAUCACCUUUUCGGCAAAAACAAGUUCUGAAACCAAGGAAAGAGUCAAAGCAAAGCUGGGAAUCAGUAAAGAGGGUGGACAGGGAAAAUAUUUGGGACUCCCUGAAUAUUUUGGCAGACGGAAAAAAGACAUGUUCACCUUAAUUGUGGACAGAAUCCGGCAACGAGCCGCCAGUUGGUCAUCGCGAUUCCUAUCGGGAGCUGGAAAGCUCACUUUACUCAAAUCCGUUCUUACGGCAAUCCCGGCGUAUACAAUGUCCUGCUUUAAACUCCCUGCUAGCAUCUGCAAAAGAAUCCAAUCAGCUCUCACUCGGUUUUGGUGGGACGACAAGCAGGGAACAAAAAAGAUUAGUUGGACCUCAUGGAAGAAGCUCACAAAACCGAUAAAGGAAGGAGGACUUGGCCUCAGAGACAUACAGGCUUUCAACGAUGCCCUGCUAGCCAAAGUUAGCUGGAGGAUACUGAAAAACCCAGAAGCUCUUCUAUCUCGGGUUCUACUUGGGAAAUAUUGCAAUCACUCCAGCUUUCUCGAAGUCGCCCAGCCAUCUGUCUCAUCCCAUGGUUGGGCAGGGAUUUUGAUUGGUCGCGACCUGUUGUUGAAAAACCUUGGCAAAGUCAUUGGUGAUGGAAAAUUAACAAACCUUUGGUCAGAUCCCUGGAUCUCAAUAGAGGAACCAAUUAAGCUAUAUGGCCCUGUUGAAAAAGAAAAACAGAACCUGAAGGUUGCUGACCUCUUCAAGGAUCAUACCAAAGAAUGGGAUCCAACGAAAGUAGCAGAGCUCCUCCCCGAUUUCCUCAAUGAAAUCUUGUGCAGAAGACCGAGUCUUACCGGAGCUGAAGACCAGUAUACAUGGCUCAGCACAACCUCGGGAGCAUACACAACAAAAUCGGGUUACAAUAUGGCUAUGAUGUCUAGACAAGACAUAGACAACUCCGACCUAGCUGAACCAAGAAUUAACUGGUAUCCUGAUCUAUGGAAUACGAACUGCUCACCUCAUCUGAAGAUCUUCUUAUGGAAAUGCAUCCAGGGAGCAAUCGCAGUAGGUGAAAAUCUCCAAGCUCGAGGACUCCCAACCCACUCAACCUGCAAACGAUGUGACCAGCUAGAGACAACCGAUCACGUCUUCCUUCAUUGCGAAUUUGCGAGAGCUACAUGGACACUAGCCCCGACGAGCUCACCUGUCGACGCUGAGUCCAUCCCCAAUUUCAUCACCGGACUGAAAGCAGAAAAAAGCUGGAGGUGUCUUCCACCAACCGGACUCACCACGAGCUCUCUGUUUCCAUGGAUCUGCUGGGCCCUUUGGUCCGCCAGAAACCUCCUCCUGUUUGAAAAUAGAUCCUUCUCUCCCAGAGAAACCAUCACCAAAGCAGUAGCAGACGCAAGAGAAUGGUUAGAUGCACAGCCACAACAACCAACACCAACAAGCAACCGGCAAAUUCAGAUCUCAAGAGUCUCAGACCCGAAUAGCGUUACCUGUUUCACAGACGCAGCUUGGAGAUCCGAGGACAAAUCGGCGGGCCUUGGAUGGAUAUUCGUGGAACCCAACCGACAACCCAUCAGCGAGCAUUCACAUACUGAAAAGUUUGUGAGCUCCCCUUUAGUUGCUGAGGCACUGACGGUUCGAGAAGCCCUCUUGUAUGCCCGAUCUGUACAGAGACAGAUCCUCCACAUCAACUCAGAUUCCCAAACGCUCAUCGCAGCAAUCAGGUCGGGAGACCUCCCAGCCGAGAUUUAUGGCGUCCUCCAAGACAUCAAAUCGAUCUCUGCUUCUUUCUCCCUUGUUACUUUCAAUUUCAUCUCUAGAUCGCUUAAUUCUGUCGCAGACUCAAUUGCGAAGAAAGCUCUGGCUGAACUACCUGUAUUAAACGCUUAG
Eutrema salsugineum is the source of this 3534-nucleotide messenger RNA. RefSeq lists its product as uncharacterized. The coding region runs from base 1 to 3534 and encodes 1177 amino acids. The transcript has a single exon. Gene Ontology annotation, molecular function: nucleic acid binding; RNA-DNA hybrid ribonuclease activity. The record is from RefSeq and is a predicted model, not a curated record. NCBI's taxonomy places the organism in Eukaryota, Viridiplantae, Streptophyta, Magnoliopsida, Brassicales, Brassicaceae.